AUGACCAUGUCUUCCUUGCCUCCAGAGACUUUUGGUGUCCGCCUCUGUCUGGCUGAAACUAAUGAGAUGUUUUCACUGCCUCAGUGCCAGAAUGACUUGACUCUGAAGAAGCUUAAGUCCCAUUUAGAAUUAUUGACUGGGAUCCCCCUUCAUUUCCAGCGGCUUCAAUACCUGGAUGAAAUGGAUCUGCUAGAUGAUUCUACAUUUAAGGACAAUGAUAUUGUCCGUGGUGGAACAAUUACAAUGCGUAUCUGGAGACAAGAUGGCUGGGGGCAUCUUGUGGCAGCUGCUGCGAAAGGAGACACUGUGAAGCUGGCCCAUCUGGGAGUUACAGAGGAUUUUCCUGGCAACACACCAUAUGCAGAAAUACUGGGACCAGAGCAGAAAAAGGAAUGGGUAGCGCACCGAGCUUUUGUGGCACUGUUUGUUGCCAGCCACAGAGGUCAUGUUAAAACUGCCACGUUUCUCCUGAGACAUGGUGCGGAUGUGCAUUCCAAAACCCCGCUAGGAAGGACCGCUCUUCACGUAGCUGCUGUCAUGGGCCGCUGUGACUGCAUUGAGCUGCUCCUUAGCUGUGGGGCACAAGCCCUUGACCCAGAUAGCGAGGGACAAACGGCAGUGAGCCUCGCCCGCCUGUGGGGCCAGCAGCAGAGCGAGCGCACGAUGCAGAGGGAAAGGAUCAGUCUCCAGAAGACUUUAGUGAGGAUUCGUUAAUGAGCUUUGGGAUCCUCACACGAAGGAACAGGGAGGUCAUUAUGAAGAAGAAAAGGCAUCAAAAAUGCCUUGAGUCUAAUUAGGCCCAAGGCAGGACAAAUGUCACAACUGUCUCCUAAUAUUAAGAAAACCAAAGCAACUCUUUUGGAAGGACUGUGAUUCCCCUGGAUGCAAAAGGCACUCCUUGUAGAUGGCUGCUGCAGAAGAGAAAGGCCUGUGCUGUUGCCACAAGUGAUGCGCUAAGAGGACAUGCCUACUGGUGAAUGGAUGCACCUACGAAGGAGCAGUACUGCAGUGCCUGUGUUGCAGCCUCAAUUUUGAGGCACCUUGCUGCUUUGUAUCCCGAGGCUGUCAGAUGGGAACUGAAGCAGAAGAGAGUGACUGUUGUGGCCAAAGUCACACUAGGAGUUCAUGGAAUUGCAUCCUGAUCUUUGAAGUCCAAUUCCAGUAUCUUUACCGUAUAUUGUCUUUCUGUUCCCUUGCUGCUGAAUUUUGGACAGAUAUGGCCCUGCCUGCAAGUAACAGCUUGAUUACAGGACCCUGGGAGCCAGCUGAAGUCUACAUUCAGAGCUCUUUCUUAGAAGCACGGACUCGGGGAGGCUCACGAUGGAAGUCCACCUCUGCCAGAUACUGCCUCCCCGAAUGCUGAGAUGCUGUCCAUAAGAUAGUGUGUGACGGCCAGCUGAAGCUGUGGCAGUUCGUGGAUGGAGGAGAGGAAAAGACAAGUGCUUCACAACUCUCUUCAUGAAUACAACUCCCAGCUUCUCUGCAAACCUUGUGCUAGAGCAAGUGUUGAUGUGUGAGCAGCCUGAAACCCUAAGGUCAAAAAUAUCUCCAAAUCAUCUGACUUGGACAAUGGACAUCGGACUUGGACAAUUUGGCAAUGUCCAUUUCCCGUGUUGUGUUUCACUGGUGCAACAUGA
Messenger RNA from Cygnus atratus (black swan), 1637 nucleotides. It is a transcript of the gene ANKRD60, whose product is annotated as ankyrin repeat domain 60. The transcript is spliced from 10 exons. The record is from RefSeq and is a predicted model, not a curated record. Gene Ontology annotation, molecular function: protein binding. Lineage: Eukaryota; Metazoa; Chordata; Aves; Anseriformes; Anatidae. Bases 1 to 714 code for a protein of 237 amino acids.